AUGGCUAAUAGUAAUUUAAACUUUGUCAAAAGAAAACUGUCUGCAAAUUGGGAUGCAUUAGAAAAGAAUAUUACACCACUACCUUUCAAGAUGCAAAAUGAAAAAGAUAGAACGAAACAGAAAUUAUCAUUCAAUCAUAUGAAUGAUAAUAUACACACAACCAAACGUGAGGAUAGAGACUUAACCAGAGAGCGCAAUCAUGUUCUUGUCAGUUGCGUAAAGAAAGAACAUGAUUUAAAAAUGAAAAAUAUGAUGGAAGCUCAUAGUUUUAUUAAAGAGGAACAUAAUUUACAAAUCCAAAAAAUAUUAUUGGAAAAAGAAGAAACGCAGCUUCGUGUUGAAAAACUUAAAUUAGAAAUUUUACUUUUAAAAUCAAAAUUGCCACAAUAA
This is a messenger RNA of Parnassius apollo (apollo), 390 nucleotides long. Lineage: Eukaryota; Metazoa; Arthropoda; Insecta; Lepidoptera; Papilionidae. The record is from the annotation of a GenBank genome assembly.